Messenger RNA from Tribolium madens (black flour beetle), 842 nucleotides. Its product is annotated as protein D2-like. The record is from RefSeq and is a predicted model, not a curated record. The transcript has a single exon. Bases 21 to 581 code for a protein of 186 amino acids. Lineage: Eukaryota; Metazoa; Arthropoda; Insecta; Coleoptera; Tenebrionidae.
UACACGUAGUACACCUCAAAAUGGACACCCAUGACGUGGUGGACGCCGUCGACAGCGCUCCUUCGGCCAAAAUCACCCUAACGUACCCCAGCGGCAAGACAGUCGAAUUCGGCAAAGAACUCAAACCCGAGGAUGUGAAAGACGAGCCCCAGGUAUCAUGGGAAGCCGCCCCUGACAAGUACUACACCCUGCUCAUGUUCGAUCCGGACGCCCCCAGCAGAAUGGAGCCGAAAUUUGCAGACGUGAAACACUGGUUGGUGGUGAAUAUUCAAGGGUGUGAUGUGAAAACUGGGGAACUGAUUGCGGAGUAUGUGGGAGCAGGCCCCCCCCAAGGGACUGAUUUGCACAGGUACAUUUUUCUUGUUUUUGAACAAAAGGGAAAAAGGGAAUUUAAAGAGCCUAAAAGUGGCAAGCUGGAUAGGGAGCAUCGCAUUUGCUGGUCGAUGAGGAAGUUUAGAAGGGAGAAUGACCUGGGGGAAGCUUACGCUGGGAAUUAUUUUCUCGCACAGUGGAGUCCGUUUGUUGACGAGUGGAGGAAACAAAGGGAAAUGGCUGCUAAUAAUGCUAAUAAGGAUAAUUGACUCGAAACUAGCCAAUUAUUAUUAUUAAUAAAACAUGUUACCUUGUUAUAAAAAAUACCUUUUUUAUUUUUCUUUCCAAACAUUAAAUUCAGAAGUAAACAAUCACUAUGAUUCAUUCUUCUUAUCAAUUUUCUAAGUAAGUGAUUACUGUUGAUAUAAAUUAAACGGUUAGUUUAUUUAUAAAUGUUGUAAUAAAAAAACAAAAAAAAUGUUGGCAACACUGAGUUAUAAAAGUAAACCAAAUAAAAAUUUUUAAUUUGA